AUGCCAACCAGACAGAAAACACUGAUGUAUGGAGGUGCUUUUUUCACCAGCAUUGCAUCCUUUGUCAUCAUUUGUGCCGUUCUGGGAACCCAGGGGUGGAUGAACAGCGAGGUCAGAUUCUCUGGAGGGAACUCUACCACUACCGUCAGCCUCACGUAUGGGCUCUUUCAACUGACCUGUGCUCAGGUCAUCAACUCCGGGCUGCAGAUCUCAGAUAGCAAUUUCCAAGUUGCAGAUGCUCUGAGCAGCAGUGGAACAAAAAGCAUCAACACAGCCAUCAUCGUGCUUCUGGUUCUCAUCUUGCUGAGCUCCCUCCUGAGCUCUGGCUUUACGUGCACCAACACUGUGAGCAACCCCUACCAGACCUUCCUGGGACCCAUUGGAGUCUACACCUGGAACGCCAUAAGUGGAAUCCUCACACUUUUGGUCAUGAUACUUUUUCCUGUGAAUGUGGAAGGCAAUGACAUGUCUGUGGAGCUGGCCAUCAAAUGUAUUUCUCUGUCCCUGCCACACAGUGGAUCUGAACACAGAUACGAGUACUCCUAUUGGAUCCUGCUGCUCAGCAUCAUUUUCAACAUUGUUACUAUUAUCAUCAUCUAUUUCUACGACCAUGCAAGAUAUUCUAAGAAGAAAGAACAGGAAAGGCCGAUUGAAAACGCAUCAAAAGAUGUCAUCCUGUUUUAAGGACAUCACCAAAAAGAGGGUCUAAAAUAAAAUGACUGUUUAAC
This is a messenger RNA of Phasianus colchicus (ring-necked pheasant), 728 nucleotides long. RefSeq names its product clarin 3 (gene CLRN3). The record is from RefSeq and is a predicted model, not a curated record. NCBI's taxonomy places the organism in Eukaryota, Metazoa, Chordata, Aves, Galliformes, Phasianidae.